Molecule: messenger RNA, 460 nt
Organism: Blepharisma stoltei
Lineage: Eukaryota; Ciliophora; Heterotrichea; Heterotrichida; Blepharismidae
Source: the annotation of a GenBank genome assembly
AUGUGGUGGCUUGAUAUAGCUCUAGGAAUGGGAUUGAUUCCAUAAGUGCUAUUUUCCAACUUUCAACCUAAGCUAAAAGUCGAAAAAAAUCUCACAGUUUCAAAUAGGAGUCUAUAAGCCACAUUAUUUUUGUAAAGUUUUUCUAGUUCUCAUUGGCUGCUCAACUUUUAGCGAAAAUCUAAAUUAUGGUUAAAAUUCUCAACAGUGGCUAUAAGCUGAUUUAUACAAAUUCAUCCUCUAUACGUUCUUAAAAUCUAAAUCUGCGCUUGCGUUGCACAGUGUUGGACGAUAUCAUAGCCUGCAUUCAACCUCUACGAAUAUAGACCAUGUGAUUUUCACCUCAUGCUCAUUUUCUGUCCACGAAAUAUGAAUUUGUUCUGGUUUGGAAAAUGAUGCUCUGGCUCCUGAGAAUAAGCAUAACAAGAUAAGUAGAAGAAACAUUUUUCUAAAAUAUUUGUAA